Molecule: messenger RNA, 3436 nt
Organism: Erythranthe guttata (spotted monkey flower)
Lineage: Eukaryota; Viridiplantae; Streptophyta; Magnoliopsida; Lamiales; Phrymaceae
Source: RefSeq, a predicted model, not a curated record
GUAUAAUUUCUAACCCAACGGGUCACAAAGGUGUGCUGUUCUUUUACAGUCGCUCUAGUCUUUCUCAAGUCACCCCUCGAUCCAUCGCUGCUCGAUUCAAUUUUGGGGGUUUUCAUCAUUUCCCUUGUUUAUUCCAUCUGUUUUUUUUUUCAAAUCAAAAUUUGAGAAUUGGCAGCAGGUAAAUCAGGAUUGGGCGAGGAGAUCCGCUUCGAUGUUUGGUCUUCAACUUUGUCGCUUUGUCUCCUUAAUCCUGCUCUCCCUCUUGUUAUCAGGGGAUACAUCAAAUGGGGCACCAUUUGGGAAUCGUAAAAGUGGAAAAUCACCAUCAGUAUUUUCUUUGUUUAACCUCAAGGAGAAAAGUCGAUUCUGGAGUGAGUCCGUUAUACGCAGCGGCUAUGAUGAUCUGGAAUCGUCUAACGCAGGGAAAUUUGAUGUCAUCAACUACACCAAGGCAGGAAAUAUUGCAAAUCAUCUGAAGCUUUUGGAAGUUGAUUCGCUAUAUCUUCCAGUGCCUGUAAACUUUAUUUUUAUAGGAUUUGAAGGGAGUGGAAACAAAGAAUUUAAGCUAAAUGCCGAAGAAUUAGAGCGAUGGUUCACAAAAAUUGAUCACAUAUUUGAACACACUAGGAUUCCAAAAAUUGGAGAAAUUCUCACACCAUUUUACAAGAUUAGCAUAGAUCAAGAACGCCGUCACCAUCUUCCGAUGAUCAGCCACAUAAAUUAUAACUUCUCCGUUCACGCCAUCCAAAUGAGUGAAAAAGUCACAUCCAUAUUUGAGCGUGCUAUUAAUGUCCUUGGCCGCAAGGAUGAUGUAUCCAGUACCAGUGAUGAUGAAAUAGGGCUUUGGCAAGUUGACGUUGAUAUGAUGGAUGUCGUCGUUACCAGCCUCGUGGAGUAUUUACAAUUGGAAGAUGCAUAUAACAUCUUCAUUCUGAACCCAAAGCGUGAUGCUAAAAGAUCUAAAUAUGGUUAUAGGAGAGGCUUAUCUAAGACUGAAAUGGACUUUCUUAAGGAGAAUAAGUCCUUGCAAGAUAGAAUCCUCCAGUCUGGAAAUAUUCCGGAUAGUGUUCUCGCUCUGGAGAAAAUCAAAAGACCUUUGUAUGAAAAGCAUCCAAUGGCAAAGUUUUCCUGGACUUUAACUGAGGAGACAGACACGAUAGAGUGGCAUAAUAGAUGCCAAGAUGCAUUGAACAAUGUUGAGAAGCUAUAUCAAGGGAAAGACACAGCUGAUAUAAUACAGAGCAAAGUUUUACAGUUUUUGAAAGGGAAAAAUGAUGAUCUGAAGCAUUUCUCUGAGAAAGAUUUGAAGUCUGGGGACUUCAGUGGCUUUCAAGCUGAAUGUCUUACUGAUACGUGGAUUGGGAAUCAUAGGUGGGCAUUUGUAGACUUGAGCGCGGGCCCUUUUUCAUGGGGACCAUCAGUAGGUGGAGAAGGCGUACGAACAGAACAAAGCCUACCAAAUGUGGAGAAAACCAUUGGUGCAGUUGCAGAAAUUUCAGAAGAUGAAGCAGAAGAUCGCUUGCAAGAGGCAAUUCAGGAGAAGUUUGCAGUGCUUGGUGAUAAUGAUAACCAUGCCGUUGAUAUCCUUCUAGCUGAAAUAGACAUAUAUGAGCUUUUUGCUUUCAAACACUGCAAGGGAAGGAAGGUGAAGCUUGCACUUUGUGAAGAACUUGAUGAGCGUAUGCAAGAUUUGAAAAACGAGCUCCAGUCUUAUGAGAGUGAGGAACAUGAGGAAAGUCAUAAGAAAAAAGCCAUUGAUGCAUUGAAACGGAUGGAGAAUUGGAAUUUGUUCAGUGAUGCUAAUGAGGAAUUCCAAAAUUAUACUGUUGCACGUGAUACUUUCCUCUCACAAAUGGGGGCAACACUUUGGGGAUCAUUGAGACACAUAAUUUCUCCUUCCCUUGCUGAUGGUGCAUUCCACUAUUAUGAUAAAAUCUCCUUUCAAUUGUUUUUCAUCACACAGGAGAAAACAAGAAGUAUUAAGCAGUUACCCCUUGAUCUGAAAAGUAUCAUGGACGGGCUUUCCUCUUUGGUGUUACCUUCUCAGAAAGUUCAGUUCAGUCCACACAUGUUGCCACUGUCUGAGGAUCCUGCUUUGGCAAUGGCGUUUUCAGUGGCUAGGAGAGCAGCUGCUGUACCUUUGUUACUCGUCAAUGGAACAUAUAGAAAGACUGUUCGAUCAUAUCUUGAUUCUUCUAUUCUUCAGCAUCAGCUGCAGAGGUUAACCGAUCAUGUUUCCUUGAAAGGUUCGCAUGCCAAUAGCAGGUCUACGCUGGAAAUCCCUAUUUUUUGGUUCAUUCACGGCGAUGCAUUGUUAGUCGACAAGCAUUAUCAGGCAAAAGCACUCUCGGAUAUGGUUAUUGUUGUUCAGUCGGAGCCAUCAUCCUGGGAAAGCCAUCUGCAAUGCAAUGGGCAGCCACUUCUAUGGGACUUGAGGCGGCCCACAAAAGCUGCUCUGGCUGCUGUGUCUGAACAUUUAGCUGGAUUGCUUCCUCUUCAUCUUGUUUACAGUCAAGCCCACAAUACUGCCAUCGAGGAUUGGAUAUGGUCAGUGGGCUGUAACCCAUUGUCUGUCACCUCACCAGGUUGGCAUGUCUCCCAGUUCCAGUCUGAUACCAUUGCUAGGAGCUAUAUCCUCACAACUCUUGAGGAAUCGAUACAACUUGUGAAUUCAGCCAUUCAUCUUCUUGUCAUGGAGCGUACAUAUAGGAAUUUUGAGAACCAGCGGGAACAGACUUUCAAGCUCUUUCAGUCACAUGAGCGUGAGUUGGUAAACAAGUACAACUAUGUUGUUAGUCUUUGGAGAAGAACUUCAACUGUUACUGGGGAACUACGCUAUACGGAUGCCUUGAGACUGCUGAACACUUUGGAGGAUGCAGCAAAAGUAUUUGCCGAUUAUGUGAAUGUAACUGUAGCGAGUCUCCAUCCAAUUCACUGCACUAGGCAGAGGAAAGUUGAGGUUGAGUUUGACAUGACAACAAUUCCUGCCUUUUUGGUUGUUAUAUUUAUACUCUGGUUUGUCUUAAAACCAAGAAGAUCAAAGCCGAAGAUCAACUGAAAAUCGCUAUAUAGACGUAAGUGUUAGGGUUGAGUUGGGGGGUUAUGGUGUGGUUAUGGAUUUCCUAUGAGCACCAAAAGAAGAGAAUAGCACGUCUUCUUACAGGUGACGAAGACAGAGGUUAGGCCUAGGAAAAACUGUUCAAAAAUGUCUUCUAACUGUAAUUUUUUUCUCAUAGUGUGAAAUUGAUAUAACAGAUUUUGCUUCUUGGGGCGAAGAUAUGAGAGAUUUUGUAUUUUUCUCAUGAACUGCAUUCCUAAUUCAUUUGCGCUUUGCUCUUAUAUACAUACAAUGAGGGGAGGGGGAAACGAAACCCUUUCGUGUACGAUUUUAUACCUAUGAACAUUUUUCUUCUCAAAAUUUAUGGCUUGGUUUGGU